GCCAGCUGUCUUCCCCUGAUCAACUGCAUACAUACAUCCAGGAAACAGAGCGUCAGGCCCAUGGCACAAGUAACUUUUGCCCUCCUGCUCAUCCUGCUGCUGGGUGCGCAGCUUGGGGCUGCCACCUUCAAAAUCUGCGCUUUCAACAUUCGAAGCUUUGGGAGGGCCAAGGCAGCCAACCAGAGGGUCAUGGGGGCUCUUGUCCAGAUCCUUUCUCGCUGCGAUAUCUCUGCCGUGCAAGAGGUGCGUGAUGCUAAAGGCUCGGCUAUUCGGAUACUACUGUGGGAGCUGAACAGGUACGAUUCCUCCCAUCACUACAGCCACCUGGAGAGCAAGAGGCUUGGCCGUGGCAGCUACAAGGAGCAGAAUGUCUUUGUGUAUCGGACGGAUGUUGUAUCAGUCACCGACUGGUGCCAAUUUGGAGAUAAAGACGCUGGAGACUCUCAGGACUUUGCUCGGGGACCCUUUGCUGCACGUUUCCACUCUCCAAGCACAGCCAUCAUGGACUUUGUGUUGCUCUCACACCACACCAGCCCUCGGGAAGCUGCCCAUGAACUUGACUUGCUGUUUGGAGUGUGCAUGGAGCUGAUGCAACGCUGGAAAACUCAAGAUGUGAUGCUGCUGGGAGACCUGAAUGCUGCUGGGGCCUACAUCCCAGCAAGUGCAUGGGCUGGCAUCCGCCUGCGCAGUCACCUGGCCUUCCAUUGGCUCAUCAGUGACAGGGAGGAUACCACUGUCAGCCACCGGACUUGCUGUGCCUAUGACAGGAUUGUAGCCCACGGCGAGGAGCUCCUCAAUGCUAUCGUGCCCAGAUCGGCCAAGGCUUUCAAUUUUACACAAGCACUUGGACUGUCUGAAGAAGAGGCCCUAGAAGUCAGUGACCACUAUCCCGUGGAGGUUAAUCUGCGGCUUGCACCCAAGGCCCAGCGAGAGCUCUGAGUCUUCA
Molecule: messenger RNA, 946 nt
Organism: Hemicordylus capensis (graceful crag lizard)
Lineage: Eukaryota; Metazoa; Chordata; Lepidosauria; Squamata; Cordylidae
Product: deoxyribonuclease gamma-like
Exons: 8
Coding region: 61-939 (292 amino acids)
Biological process (GO): DNA catabolic process
Cellular component (GO): nucleus
Molecular function (GO): DNA nuclease activity
Source: RefSeq, a predicted model, not a curated record